AUGUCCCUCAAAAUGGCUUCUCCACUUUAUCUGAUCUUUCUGUUCAUGAUCUCAGGAGCUCUUGGGAAUAAAUGGAGUGUGAAAUACAGCCAACUAAAUCUCUGUGCUUUAAAAGGAUCUACAGUGUUUAUCAACGGCACUUACACACACCCAACAGGUCUUACAGUGAAGAAGGCGUUUUGGUUAAUUAACCCAGUUAAGGGUAAAGAGUCGACUGAUCUGUAUGAUGAACCAGGUUACUCAAGCAGAUUGGAGUAUUUAGGAGAUGAACAGAAACACUUCUCCCUCAGACUGAGAGACGUGAAGAAAACAGAUGAACACAUGUACUGCUUCAGAAUCAUAACAAACAAAGACAAAGAAAAAUUCCUGGGUUUUCCCGGAGUUACACUCACUGUUACAGAUCUUCAGGUGAUCACUCCUGCAGAAGUGACAGAGGGACAAUCAGCCGUUCUGACCUGUAAAACCACCUGCAGUCUGACUGAUCCCACAUUCCUCUGGUACAAAAACAAACCUGGUUUAACCACAAAGACCACCAAGAGCAAUGAAGUCCACCUGCAGCGGGUCAGCAGUGAGGAUGCAGGCAGUUAUAGCUGUGCUGUAAGAGGAUAUGAACAUCUCCCCUCUCCUGCUAAAACUCUCAGCGUCAGAUAUCCUCCAAAGAAGGUCUCAGUGUCCAUCAGCUCCUCUGGUGAGAUAGUGGAGGGCAGUUCAGUGACUCUGACCUGCAGCAGUGAUGCUAACCCUCCUGUGGAGAACUACACCUGGUUUAAGGGGAAUGAAUCGUCACCUGUAGGAUCUGGACAGAGUUACAGGGCUCUACAGAGUGGACAGUACUACUGCAAGGCUCAGAAUAAACAUGGCUCUGACAGAUCAGCUGCAGUUUCCAUCACUUUAAACGGUGAGAGCGAUGAUGAUAAUCUAAUCCUGUACAACACUGUACCUGAUUCAGCUUCGGCCAAUCAGGAUGAAGUCCUGUAUGCCAGAGUUGUACGCCGGAGUGCCGGUGACCCCGGGAGCGCUGAGAGUUCUGCUCUGAAAGCUUCUGGCUCUGAGGACAAGGAGGUUCAGUACGCUAGUAUUAGAUUUACUCGCACCGGUGCUGACUACAGAAGCUUUCCAGCAAUGAUGUCCCUCAGAAUGGCUUCUCCACUUUAUCUGAUCUUUCUGUUCCUGAUCUCAGGAGCUCUUGGGAAUGAAUGGAGUGUGAAAUACAGCCAACCAAAUCUCUGUGCUAUAAAAGGAUCUACAGUGUUUAUGAACGGCACUUACACACACCCAACACGUCUUACAGUGAAGAAGGCGUUUUGGUUAAUUAACCCAGUUCCAGGUAUAGAGCCGACUGAUCUGCGUAAUGAACCAGGUUACUCAGACAGAGUGGAGUAUUUAGGAGAUGAACAGAAACACUUCUCCCUCAGACUGAGAGACGUCAAGAAAACAGAUGAACACAUGUACUGCUUCAGAAUCAUAACAAACGAAGAGAAAGAAAAAUUCCUGGGUUUUCCUGGAGUUACACUCACUGUUACAGAUCUUCAGGUGAUCGCUCCUGCAGAAGUGACAGAGGGACAAUCAGCCGUUCUGACCUGUAAAACCACCUGCAGUCUGACUGAUCCCACAUUCGUCUGGUACAAAAACAGACGUGGUUUAACCACAAAGACCACCAAGAGCAAUAAAUUCCACCUGCAGCGGGUCAGCAGUGAGGAUGCAGGCAGUUAUAGCUGUGCUGUAAGAGGAUAUGAACAUCUCCCCUCUCCUGCUCAAACCCUCAGCGUCAGAUAUCCUCCAAAGAACGUCUCAGUGUCCAUCAGCUCCUCUGGUGAGAUAGUGGAGGGCAGUUCAGUGACUUUGACUUGCAGCAGUGAUGCUAACCCUCCUGUAGAGAUCUACACCUGGUUUAAGGGGACAACAUCAGUAGGAAAAGGAAAGGCCUACAUCAUCUCCAAGAUCAGAAUUGAGCACAGUGGAAAGUACAAGUGCAAGUGCAGUAAUGAAGUCGGACAUCAGGACUCCAUCGGUGUAACUCUGAAUGUUCUGUAUCCUCCAAAGAAUGUCUCAGUGUCCAUCAGCUCCUCUGGUGAGAUAGUGGAGGGCAGUUCAGUGACUCUGACCUGCAGCAGUGAUGCUAACCCACCUGUGGAGAAGUACACCUGGUUUAAGGAGAAAGAAUCAUCACCUGUAGGAUCUGGACAGAGUUACAGAGCUCUACAGAGUGGACAGUACUACUGCAAGGCUCAGAAUAAACACGGCUCUGAGAGAUCAGCUGCAGUUUCCGUCACUUUAAACGGUGAGAGCGAUGAUGUAAAUCUAUAA
Pangasianodon hypophthalmus (striped catfish) is the source of this 2307-nucleotide messenger RNA. Its product is annotated as sialoadhesin-like. Lineage: Eukaryota; Metazoa; Chordata; Actinopteri; Siluriformes; Pangasiidae. The transcript has 10 exons. The coding region runs from base 1 to 2307 and encodes 768 amino acids. The record is from RefSeq and is a predicted model, not a curated record.